UAGCAAGCUCGGCUCCCACAAAAUCGCUCCGAGCGCUGCCAAAAACACAAGCGGGCCACUCAGGAAUCAAGGAAGGACGCCUGUCGACGCGAUCAGCCACCCAUGAGCCGCAACCCGAUGCUCGACACGCUCUGGCAAUUCCUGCAAAGCGUCCGGGACGGGGGCCCCCACGCCGUGGCGAACCAGCUGUCGCAGGGCUGGGUCCCGCCACCAAAACAGACGGAACGGACGCGCAAGGUGCUGCUCGUCCACGCGCACCCGCUGCCGGGCUCGUUCUCGACAGCAUUGGCGUCGGCGGUGCAGCGCGGCCUCGAGAAGGGCGGCGCCGAGGUCACUCACCUGAACCUCUACUCUAUGAAAUUCGACCCGCGCCUCAGCGCCGACGAGCGGCGGCGCUACCUCGGGCCGACGGCCAAGGACCCGAAAUUGCCGCCCUACCCGACGGUCCCACGCGACGUGCGACAGCAUGUGGAGGCGCUGAAGACCCACGACGCCGUCGUGUUCGUGUACCCGACGUGGUGGUUCAACGUGCCGGCCAUGUUGAAAGGGUGGUUGGACCGCGUGUUUUUACCCGGCGUCGCCUUCAAGCUGCCUCAUUUAGAACCGGCCGGCUCACCUGUGAGGGGAGGCCUCGUGCCCUGCCUCGACCACAUCCAAAAAAUGGGCAUCGUCUCGACCUACGGCGCGCCGCGGCACAUCACGAAUGUUUGUGGAGACAACGGGCGGCAGAUGCUCUGCCGCGCCAUCCUGCCCCUGUUUUCUGCUGAUUGCGCCGUGCACCACCACGGCCUCUACGAGAUGGACUGCUGCGACGCGGCGCGGCGCGGCGCGUUUUUGAAUGAGGUGGAGCGGUACUACGGGGAGGAGUUCCUCUGAGCCGCGCCCUGUCGGAGAAUCAUGCUUGUGUAAAUAAUAGACUGUUA
Pelagomonas calceolata is the source of this 923-nucleotide messenger RNA. Lineage: Eukaryota; Pelagophyceae; Pelagomonadales; Pelagomonadaceae. The record is from the annotation of a GenBank genome assembly.